Molecule: messenger RNA, 402 nt
Organism: Cooperia oncophora
Lineage: Eukaryota; Metazoa; Nematoda; Chromadorea; Rhabditida; Trichostrongylidae
Source: the annotation of a GenBank genome assembly
AUGAUCUCCUCUGUGUGGCACGGUGAAGCUCAAGUGUUAUACAAGGCUAUUGCCCGAAUAGCGGAGGAAGACUAUCUGGAGGUGGAAGUUGCUCAGAAGCUUCGAGAGUAUUGCGAGUCAUCCUGCUCGGAAUCGUUGGAGCUGUUGGACUUCUGCUAUCGCGAGGACAACAGUCAGACACUGAAACUGCUCACCGCUCAGCUUCCUCAUUGGGGCUACCAAAACUGCCUUUCUUUGGCGGUCAUGGCUAAUCAUAAACCAUUUCUUGCUCAUCCUUGUUGCCACGGCUUGCUGGCUCUGAACUUUGGGCAUGGAUCCCUUCGUGCUGGCGCAGGUAAGCUUCACCCAAGGGCCGUUUGCUCACGCACUUUUUUCUUAGUUCUCGUUUCUGUAUAUCUAUGA